AUGGCUCACAGACACAAUCGUCGCCGCACGAGACGCCCGCGAACACAACAAGUCAGCCCCACACACAAGGCAUCGUCCAGUCAUCAUUCGCUUGAUCAGUUCAUCAUAUCGCAACCUGGCAUCAUCUCUACCGCUUGUGCGCCACCUAGCUCGAUCACCGUACCCAACCCUUUGACCGUGGACCCGACCAUCCGCCAUCGCUCAAGCAUCCCAGCGAAGCUAUGCCCCAACCGUUACACAGCAUGGCUGGAGCAAGACCGCAUUCGAAAAGAACAAGCUGCCAAAUUCGAGGCUCAGCAGAUCCAACUUUUUGGUGGCGAGCCAGGUGAUGAUGUGGGUCUAUGCUUUAGGAUGCUCGAAUACUUUGGCGGGUUGGAUUAUAUUUCUUGA
This is a messenger RNA of Endocarpon pusillum Z07020, 390 nucleotides long. RefSeq lists its product as uncharacterized. The transcript has a single exon. The record is from RefSeq and is a predicted model, not a curated record. NCBI's taxonomy places the organism in Eukaryota, Fungi, Ascomycota, Eurotiomycetes, Verrucariales, Verrucariaceae. Bases 1 to 390 code for a protein of 129 amino acids.